Messenger RNA from Strongylocentrotus purpuratus (purple sea urchin), 2558 nucleotides. RefSeq names its product macoilin-like. Gene Ontology annotation, biological process: neuronal signal transduction; chemotaxis. The coding region runs from base 119 to 2554 and encodes 811 amino acids. Gene Ontology annotation, cellular component: rough endoplasmic reticulum membrane; nuclear membrane. Gene Ontology annotation, molecular function: microtubule binding. The transcript is spliced from 11 exons. The record is from RefSeq and is a predicted model, not a curated record. Lineage: Eukaryota; Metazoa; Echinodermata; Echinoidea; Camarodonta; Strongylocentrotidae.
CAAGCUCUCAGUCUAUGCUAUGUCGAUCCUCGUACUGUAAAAUACGUGCGGGAGCUCUCGCCGUACCGUAGCCAGCCAGCUUCGCUCCGCUUGUAAAUUGUAUACAACAUGUCAACAUAUGCAUAGCGGACGCACACUGUGUACAGCGCAGCAGCCAGAUUUUUUUAGAAGCGGUGAAAGUUAUUUUCUGAAAUACCUCCCCAUUCUCUCCGAAUUUGUAGUAAUUUCUCACAAGCUGGGCGCUAUCGGGAAUAUGAAGAGGCGAACUGCCGACUGCGGCAGACCUAGACGUCCUUUGAAACGUACAAAGAUCACGGAGGGUAUUUACGGCAGUAGUACUUUCCUCUACCUGAAAUUCCUUGGAAUAUGGGGCUUUGUCCUGCUGCUUGACUUUCUCCUGGAGUUCCGCUUUGAGUAUCUCUGGCCAGUCUGGCUGCUGCUAAGAAGCAUCUACGACUCCUACAAGUACCAAGGCCUGGCCUUCUCGGUGUUCUUCAUUUUCAUUGCCUUCACGUCGGACAUGAUUUGCCUGCUGUUCAUCCCAGUGCACUGGCUCUUCUUUGCAGCCAGCACCUACGUGUGGGUCCAGUUUGUGUGGCAUACUGAUCGAGGCAUCUGUUUACCGACGGUGGCUUUAUGGCUGCUGUUUGUAUACAUUGAAGCUUCAGUAAGACUCAGAGGGUUAAGAUCAGUGGUUCCAUUUCAUCUGGAUUUAUGCAGGCCAUUCGCUGCUCACUGUAUUGGCUAUCCGGUAGUUACUCUAGGAUUCAACUUCAAAAGUUAUGUGAGCUAUCGCAUGAGGCUGAGGAAGCAGAAAGAGGUUCAAAAGGAGAAUGAUUUUUAUAUGCAGCUCCUGCAGCAGGCACUGCCCCCAGAGCAGCAGGCGGCCAAUGGCGUCGCGGUCGCUCCAGCUGAAAAACCUACAAAAGCUGUGAGUAAAAAGCCUGACGAGCCUGUAGCGAAUGGAGUCGGUGGUAAGAAAGAGUCUCCGAGUAGCAAGCAACCAAAGAACCACCCCGCAGGGGACGGAGGUGGUGGUGGAGGCAAUGAGAGAAGCAAUGUGACUAAAGACAGCCGUAAUAAACAUGUCGGAGCAAACAAUGCCAGCACGCAUGCCAAGUCCACGUCGACCACUCCGCAGGAUGGCAAUUACAUAGAAACAAAGACUUCUCAACUCUCAUCCUCCUCCUCCUCCUCCUCUACUUCGUCAUCAUCAUCGUCGUCAUCGUCGACGUCGACGACGAGCAGUCACUCUGUGAACGAGUUUGACAACGUAAAGGAAAAUCUUGCCAACGAGCAGACGCAAGCCAAGAAUCUGAAACAGAUCUCGGUGGGGUCGUCGACGCGGCAGCGCAACCCUUCGCCCGUGAUGAAAGAGAACAGUUCCUCGGGGCAGGGGAGUAGAAAGCCGAAGCCGCUGCCUUCCAAGCUAGAAAAUAAAGAUAAAGAUAAGGAUACAAACGUUAGUGCGGAGCAAGCCAGAACGAUGAACAGCACCAACCAGCAAGUUAAGACGGAUCCUUCCAAGUAUACCAUAGCUAGGUUGGAGUCUGAUAUAAAGAAGCUGAAGGCUGACCUUCAGGCCAGUCGUCAGGUAGAGAGUGACCUUCGAAACCAAGUCAACAGUAUAUUAGCUGAUGAAAUACAAGAUAAGGAGGUCAUGGAACAGUAUAGAAAAGAUAAUGAGUCCCUUCAAAACAGAUUGCAUAAUUUGGUGACCCAGAAGCAGCAGGACAAGCAGAACAUAAUUCAGCUUGAGAAGAAGGUCAAGCAGGAGAGGGAUGGGAGAACCUCUCUUGAGAACCUGCUCAAGGAAGAACGUAAAAGUAGAAAAGCUGAAGAAUCCUGCAGACAAUAUUCUCAUGCAAGUAGCGUGGAAGAGUGCACGGAAAACUGUCGCACGAGACGCCAGGACCAGGAAAGCGAGAUUCAACAUUUAUUGAAGGAAACAAGAGACAAAGGAGAUAGAUUAAGAGAUUUAGAACAAAAUAUUGAGCUCCGUGAACGUCAGGAAAUCCAGAGCAAUAACGAGAGGCUGAUGAACGCCCUGGUAGCCAUGCAAGAUAAAACAGCUCAGCUGGAAAACAGUCUUAGGGCGGAGACCAAACUCAAGCUAGAUCUCUUCUCGGCUCUGGGUGAUGCAAGGCGACAGGUUGAAAUAGCUGCUAGUCAAUUACAUCACAAGGAUUCUGAGAUCCGUGAGUUAAAAUCAACCAUAGCUGACCUGAUGGCAGUAAUGCCCAUGGCUAACUACCCUUCAACCUCCACCUCUGGCAGUGCACCCGCCACCCCGCGGUACUCCGUCAACUUCUGCAGCCCGCGUCAGUCACAGGCCGACGAGAGCUCCAAACCAGCGGCGGUCACCAAGCCAAUGGCGGGGGUAUCUCCCCUCGUUCAGCAGCAACCAACGCCACCGCCCCAACCGCAGCAACCGCAGCAGCAGCGAUCCAACCCAGGGACCCCUCCCCCUGGUGCACAGUCGCAGGGGACUUCCCCCGCCAAGUCAUCGGGGCUCGACCCCAAUGCAGCCAUCUACAGACCUAAGAGUAACUAGAACA